Messenger RNA from Eleginops maclovinus (Patagonian blennie), 2771 nucleotides. RefSeq names its product TNFAIP3-interacting protein 1-like. The transcript has 10 exons. The record is from RefSeq and is a predicted model, not a curated record. Bases 995 to 1810 code for a protein of 271 amino acids. Gene Ontology annotation, biological process: cellular response to lipopolysaccharide; regulation of transcription by RNA polymerase II. Lineage: Eukaryota; Metazoa; Chordata; Actinopteri; Perciformes; Eleginopidae.
UCUCCUUCUACAAAGUCGUCAACGGCCCUGCCCCUGAAUACACCAGCGGUGCAAGGGAAUCCCGGCAAGUGAUUGGACAAUGCCGGCUUCCCCCACGUCAUUCAAUAUGCUCAUUAUAAAAUGUGCAGAGCGAGUCAGUGCUUCAGAAUCCAGCUGUUGUGGUACUACGCACGUGGAGGACCCGAGAAUUUAACAACAUGUCACAACAAGAAAACCCAAUGGACAGGCCAGCUGUGGAGAGAUCACAGAGAUCACAGACCACAGAUAACAGACAGACACACAGACUGUAUCCAUCACUGCCAGAAAUAAACAGGUGAGCAACUUCACUUAAAGACCUCAUGACACCUAGAGACUACCUUUUUUUAUUUAGUCUAAAAUAACUUUUAUUUUCGAUUUGAAAUACAUAAUUGUGAUAAAUAUGCCCGGUUCUCUGUUAUUUUCGAAAUUUGUACGCAAGCCACUGAAAUCCACAGGCCAGUGUCUUGACAACGUUCCAACAUAAAGAUGACGUAUGCUCCGGAACGCUUUUAGACCUGAUUGCACCUGCUGCCACCCUUGACCUUGAUCAUUUCUAGUCACAGUAAGUCGUACUCGCAGUUUUAGCAUCUUUAAAGUUUUGUUCUUAAUAUUUUUGUUGAGAACAUGCCUGAGCGGUGUGUUGCAGCGUAUUGUUCAAACACCAGGGAGAACGGUUUUACCCUUCAUCGGUUUCCGAAAGACCCUGCUUUGUGUGAACUCUGGACGCAACAAGUUUGUAGGACAAGAGCUGGUCCGAAAGGAACAGUAUGGAAGCCAAGCUCGUCGUCUGUACUUUGCUCAGCGCAUUUUGAAGAGGAGUGCUACGACUCGAUCCCCGCUCUGAAGGAGCAGCUUGGUAUUGAUGUUCGUCUGAAGAAGGUUUUGCUGCCCAAUUCGGUUCCGCGUAUAUUUCAUCGAGGGACAAGCUCGAGGUUAGCCCCGGGGGCGAACGGCGACGUCAAGAGCCGGAGGUCUCAUGCUCUGGAGAAAAGGCAGAGAUUGGAGGUAUGAUGUUUGUGUGGCGGAGCGUUCCACUGGAGUAAAGCUUCCUUCCGCUGCUGUUCAUCCUCCCCAGAGCCUGCUGAGAGACAAUCAGUUACAAAAGUCGGCUGCAAGCAGUGACGUCAGAAUGAAAGCCCAGAUACGUAUCUUGGAAGAUCAGAGGCAGGAGCUUCUCUGCAUUAAUGAGAAAUGGGCUAAGGAGUACCGCACCAUGGUACGAUACUACAAAGAGAAGGUUCAGGAUUUGAAAGCAUUACUGCACCAUGAUCACCUCGCAGUGGAGAUUUGUGAAGGAGAGAAUGUCCCCUCAAACACGAAAGUCGAAGAUAAAGAUAACACAUGGACUGGUGAAGAAGUACUAAAAGCAGAAACAGAGGCGGAGGAGCUGCGAGCACAAAACAACACUCUGACCCGAAGAGGGCAGCAUCAGAAUGAGGAGAUCCAAAGACUGAACAAGGCUCUCCAGGAGGCUCUUCAGAUUACUAAUCCUCUCGAUGCAAGCACUGAAACACUACAGGACAUCUGGAAACAUCAGGCCCAGAUUUACAAGGAAGACUUUUUGACGGAGCGCAAGGAUAGGGAGAAGCUUAAGGAGAAGAAUUUGGAACAGGAGAAGAAGUUUCGAAAAGUUCACAGUGAGCUACGUGUCCUCAAAUCUCAGGUGGCUCAGACACCACAGCCCGUACUUGAAUGCACCUGUACAAAACAAAACACAAACUGGGAGGUCCGCCAGAUUAACGAGAACCACAUCCAACUACAAAGACGUUACACACCUAACAAAAAACUCUGAAAUUCAACAUCCUCCUCGCUCUGCAUGUUGCACUUUGAGUGGAUCUCAGAUUAGAGUUCAUCAUUAACAGUGUGAGACUUUAGGACCACAUCAAGGACCUGAGCUCUGUUCUGCUCCAGUCCUUGGCCGACUGUCUGCUGCAGAUUCAGAUUCAGGUAGUUUUUGUUGUGGUCGUAAAGAGGCCAAUCCACUAGUCCAGGCCCAUUUGGAGACCUAGGAAUAAAAUGCAAAAAAAACAACUACUUGGGAAAUAGAAAUGUGAACCAGUAGACUACACACUUCCUAAGAAGGAAAAAAAAGCAAAGAAUGAACUAAAAUACUCUACCCGCUGCGUGCAAAGUUUUUUAUGUACUCCAUUGCGAGCUUACUAAGUUCCUCCUCUUCUUGUGACAUGUGUCCUAAAGAGGAAUAUGAAUUAUUGCACAUCCAAAACACUAUUGACUUUAUCAAAAGUGCAACAGUCAUGCCUCUUCAAGUACCUGUAACCACCGUGUGUCCUGUACAAAAGCAGGAUCCGAGAAAAAACAAAGAAUCAUCAUAGUGGUCUGCUUUGACAAAAGUGGGUCUCGUGCUGCCGUGCAUCAGAGGACAAUGCUGAAAUUCGUACAUGUACACAGGCACACCCGCGUCUGGAGGAAGAAUUAAAUGCGAAUCAUGUUGUAAUGAUGGGGUUUGUGAUGGAUGCCGAGUCACUGUUAAUUACCUCUCUGGUAUGCAGCCACUAUACUGGAAGAACGAGCACCAUGUCGCCAAGUAUCUCCGUGAACACGUCACGUACGUCCUCUGGGGAGUCUGCCUGUCGCAGGUAUUCAUUCAGUAUUAAAUCAUUUGCACCUGAGGCCUGUCAGAGGGAAGAUAAAGGGUACAUUUUUCUCUGUAUAUUUACUAUAUGAAUACUUGAAGGCUUUUUGAUUUCUGUUUCUUGUUUAUUUAUCAUGACAAUAAAGCAUUGAAUAUUGAA